UGUGCAAAACCAAAGUCGAACCGAGCCCGAAUUUGCACGGCAACUUCAGUGCUCCAACACAGUGUUUUCCAUUUGAGUUGUAGCAAAUACGAGCCCAGAAAGAGGCCAUGAACGCAACUGUUAUCAAACUCGAGCCGGGUGGGCGUUAAGCGACAAGUUAAACAUUCAGAUGGCAGUUUGGAGAGAGACGGCGUGAAAGCUGGGCUCCACCACCAAGGAGCAAGUAUGUUUUUGCAAAAACUGAUGGCCUACUGGUCGGUAGCAGGCAUAUUUUGCUUCAUGGUAGGAAUCAGUCUCACAAUCCAGAUCCUUCGCUUAAUUUGUCCAAGCCUCGCCAAGAAGAUAGUUCUCAAACUGGGUGAAAGUUCCACCAUGACCCAGAAUCCCAACUUUAAGUUUGAAGAUUGGGGUCCGACAUUUGGCUCGAAAGAGUUCAUCAAAACCGCCUCCUAUCACUUGUGGAUGUCUCUAGGACAAGAGGCUUUUGUGGGAGGAGAAGCUCCAGACUCACCUGUUGUCACCAUGAAGGGGGAGACAAAGAACAUCUGCAAGUACCUAAACGGCAACAGACCGCUGGUGCUGAGUUUUGGAAGUUGCACCUGACCCCCAUUUAUCUUCAAACUUGAGGAGUUCAAGCAACUCGUCAGGGAUUUCAGUGAUGUAGCUGACUUUCUUGUGGUCUACAUCGCGGAAGCACAUUCAACAGAUGGUUGGGCCUUUGCCAGCAACAUCGAUAUCAACCAGCACCAGAGCCUGGAGGACAGGCUGUCUGCAGCACAGAUCUUGGUUCAGAAGGAGCCCCUGUGCCCAGUGGUUGUGGAUGAAAUGAAUGAUAGUGCUGCCAUAAAGUACGGUGCCAUGCCUGAGAGGCUCUAUGUGCUGCAGGCUGGGAAAGUUGUCUAUAAGGGAGUGGAGGGGCCUUGGGGCUAUGAUCCACAAGAGGUGCGUUCGUUCCUGGAGAAGAUGAAAUAAUGAGGUUGUCCAGUUAUGUAUUAGCCAUCAGUCUUGAUGGGUCUCAACAUGUGUCAUUGUAACCAGCAUAUAUUAAUGAUGUGUGUGUGUGUGUGUGUGUGUGUGUGUGUGUAUAUAUAUAU
Acanthopagrus latus (yellowfin seabream) is the source of this 1094-nucleotide messenger RNA. It is a transcript of the gene dio1, whose product is annotated as iodothyronine deiodinase 1. The transcript is spliced from 4 exons. The record is from RefSeq and is a predicted model, not a curated record. Lineage: Eukaryota; Metazoa; Chordata; Actinopteri; Spariformes; Sparidae. Gene Ontology annotation, molecular function: thyroxine 5'-deiodinase activity.